AUGGAUAGAGGGAAUCACUCAAUCGUGUCUGAGAUUGUGUUUCUGGGACUCACUCAUUCUUGGGAGAUCCAGCUUCUCCUCCUGGUGUUCUCCUCUGUGUUCUAUGUUGCAAGCAUGAUUGGAAACAUGCUCAUUCUGUUGUCUGUGACCACUGAUCCCCAUUUACACUCCCCCAUGUACUUUCUACUAGCCAAUCUCUCCAUCGUUGACCUGGGAGUCUGCUCCACUACUGCCCCCAAGAUGAUUCAUGACCUUUUCAGAAAGCGUAAAGUAAUCUCCUUUGGAGGCUGCAUUGUUCAGAUCUUCUUCAUCCACGUCCUUGGAGUUGUGGAGAUUGUUCUGCUCAUAGCCAUGGCCUUUGACAGAUAUGUUGCCAUAUGUAAGCCUCUCCACUAUGUGACCAUUAUGAGCCCAAAGACGUGUGUUUUGUUUCUGGCUGCUGCGUGGGCCAUUGGUACUAUUCACUCACUGUUCCAACUAGCAUUCAUCGUUAAUCUAUCCUUCUGUGGCCCUAAUGUAUUGGACAGCUUUUACUGUGACCUUCCUCGGCUCCUCAGACUGGCCUGUACAGAUACCUACAGAUUGCAGUUCAUGGUCACCAUCAACAGUGGGUUUCUUUGUGUUGGCUCUUUCUUUAUACUCAUCAUUUCCUACAUCUUCAUCCUGUUCACUGUUUGGAAACAUUACUCAGGUGGUUCAUCCAAGGUCCUCUCCACUUUGUCAGCUCACAUUACUGUGGUAUUUUUUUUCUUUGGUCCAACCAUGUUUGUCUAUACAUGGCCACAUCCCAAUUCCCAAAUGGACAAGUUUCUUGCUCUCUCUGAUGCUGUUCUCACUCCUUUUUUAAAUCCAGUCAUCUACACAUUCAGGAAUAAAGACAUGCAGGCAGCAAUGAAGAGAUUUUUCAGACCAUUAGUGAUUUUUAGAAAGAUAUCAUAA
Molecule: messenger RNA, 939 nt
Organism: Equus caballus (horse)
Lineage: Eukaryota; Metazoa; Chordata; Mammalia; Perissodactyla; Equidae
Source: RefSeq, a predicted model, not a curated record